Messenger RNA from Silurus meridionalis, 581 nucleotides. It is a transcript of the gene rps19, whose product is annotated as ribosomal protein S19. The record is from RefSeq and is a predicted model, not a curated record. NCBI's taxonomy places the organism in Eukaryota, Metazoa, Chordata, Actinopteri, Siluriformes, Siluridae. The transcript has 6 exons. Gene Ontology annotation, molecular function: structural constituent of ribosome; RNA binding. Gene Ontology annotation, biological process: ribosomal small subunit assembly; translation. Gene Ontology annotation, cellular component: ribosome; cytosolic small ribosomal subunit. Bases 112 to 555 code for a protein of 147 amino acids.
UGCGAUCCGGCGCGCAUUCUCAUAAUCUCGCGAUAACGUACGUGAUCUGCCCCUGUUAACAGCAAUGGGAAACCCCGUCGUUUCCUCUUCCUUUUGCUGUCCGCAAGCGAGAUGCCAGGCGGUGGUGUAACAGUAAAAGACGUCAACCAGCAGGAGUUUGUCCGGGCGCUGGCUGCCUUCCUGAAGAAGUCAGGAAAGCUAAAGGUGCCAGAUUGGGUGGACAUUGUUAAGCUGGCUAAGCACAAGGAGCUGGCACCCUGCGAUGACAACUGGUUCUACAUCCGUGCUGCUUCUACUGCACGUCACCUUUACCUGCGUGGCGGUGUCGGCGUAGGUUCCAUGAUCAAGAUCUACGGAGGUCGUAAGAGGAACGGCGUUUGCCCCUCUCACUUCAGCGUGGGCUCCAAGAACGUUGCUCGCAAAGUGCUCCAGUCUCUGGAGGCUCUUAAGAUGGUGGAGAAGGACCCCAACGGAGGCCGCAGACUGACCCCACAGGGCACCAGGGACUUGGACAGAAUCGCCGGCCAGGUUUCAGCUGCAAUCAAGAAGUCUUGAAAUGUAAAAUAAACUUUGAGAACUAA